Messenger RNA from Mycosarcoma maydis (corn smut), 825 nucleotides. RefSeq lists its product as uncharacterized. Gene Ontology annotation, molecular function: enoyl-CoA hydratase activity. Gene Ontology annotation, biological process: fatty acid beta-oxidation. Bases 1 to 825 code for a protein of 274 amino acids. The record is from RefSeq and is a predicted model, not a curated record. Gene Ontology annotation, cellular component: mitochondrion. NCBI's taxonomy places the organism in Eukaryota, Fungi, Basidiomycota, Ustilaginomycetes, Ustilaginales. The transcript has 3 exons.
AUGACGGCAUCAGCGCUGGCGUAUCUGGAGCCUGACUCUUCAGCAGAGCUGACUGGUGUAUACCACCUCGUACUGGAUCGGCCCGAAGCUCGCAAUGCCAUUUCACGAUCUCUGUUGCAAGAUGUGCUACAAUGUCUACAAGUGCUUGUUUGCAAGAUCACUCAACCUAAACAAGACGAGCCCUUACCUCGCGUUCUGAUCCUUCGAGCCAACGGCCCAUGCUUUUGCGCAGGAGCAGAUCUCAAGGAGCGAAGGGAGAUGUCGGAAGCCGAGGUCAUUGAGUUUCUUCAAGAUCUGAGGCAUAUGCUCGAGCAGGUCGAGAAGCUGCCCAUUCCAACUCUUGCUGCCAUCGACGGACCGGCCUUAGGUGGUGGACUGGAGCUCGCUUUGGCGUGUGACUUCCGGAUCGCAGCCGAAACUGUGAGCAAGAUCGGCUUUCCUGAAGUCAAGCUUGGUAUCAUUCCGGGUGCAGGAGGAACACAGAGAGCCCCUCGGAUCAUUGGCAUGCAACGGGCCAAAGAGCUGAUUUAUACAGGUACUCAGCUGAACGCGACACAAGCCAAAGACCUGGGCUUGAUUGACCAUGUCGCUCCAGGAUCAACGUGUCUCAAGCUCUGCCAGGAGCUGGCGCAGCAGAUGAUGCCUUCCGCUCCCUUGGCACUUCGAGCUGCAAAGAUGGCGAUCAGUAUGGGCGCCAAUGUGGAGCUAGCUCGUGGACUCGACCUCGAGUGGGCCUGCUAUGAGCCACUUCUCGAAAGCAAGGAUCGAAGAGAGGCUUUGGAUGCUUUCCAACAGAAACGCAAACCAAUCUUCACUGGCAAAUAG